AUGUAUCAUACACAAAGUUCUGGCCGUCUUUCAAAAAUAGGAGUAAGCAGUAAAUUCCAAUCUUUGUCUAAUUACAUUUUUUUCCCCUCCCAACAAUUAAUAUACAAAGAAGAAAUUUCUAUGUGGAAUCACACACGGGUCUCCAAGUUCAUUCUCCUGGGCAUCACAGAUCAAAAAGAACUGCAACUGCCCCUCUUUGUGUUGUUCCUACUGGUGUACAUUAUCACCACUGGUUAAUGUACACUGGUGGGGAAUCUAGGAAUGAUCGUGCUAAUCAAGACAGAUUCUCGACUCCACAUUCCCAUGUAUUUUUUUCUCAGUAAUUUGGCAUUUAUAGACGUCAACUAUUCUUCCAGCAUUACGCCCAAUAUGUUGGUGGCUCUCUUAACAGAAAGGAAAAGCAUUGGAUUUGCUGCCUGCGCCAUUCAAAUGUUUGUGUUUGUUGUAUGUGGAAGCACUGAAUGUCUUCUUCUGGCUGUGAUGGCCUUUGAUUGGUAUGUGGCUAUUUGUCACCCUCUGCGUUAUUCAGUGAUCAUGUCAGGAAAAAUCUGUGUCUGGCUGGCAGCUAUUUCGUAUUUCCUUGGCAUUUUCUAUGCAGUUUUACACACCACAUUCAGUUUUUCUUUAUCUUUUUGUGGACCAAACAUGAUCAAUCAUUACUACUGUGAUAUCCCCCCACUCUUAAAGCUUUCUUGCUCUGAUACUCACACCAAUGAGACCGUAAUAUUUGCACAAGUGAGUAUAAACUGUGUAGGCACCACAGUAAUCAUCUUUUUCUCGUAUGCCUCUAUCUUAACCACCAUUUUAAAGAUCCGUUCUACACAGAGCAGACGCAAGGCCUUUUCUACCUGUUCUUCUCACCUGAUUGUUGUCAGCUUAUUCUAUGGGACGAUCUUCUUUAUGUAUUUACGGCCCACCUCCACAUAUUCCUUGGAACAAGACAAAAUGGCAUCUUUGUUCUAUACAGUGGUAAUUCCCAUGUUGAAUCCUCUCAUCUACAGCCUGAGGAACAAAGAAGUGAAGGAGGCAUUUUGGAGAAUCUUUAGGAAGACAGCAUGA
Messenger RNA from Pantherophis guttatus, 1059 nucleotides. Lineage: Eukaryota; Metazoa; Chordata; Lepidosauria; Squamata; Colubridae. The record is from RefSeq and is a predicted model, not a curated record.